This is a messenger RNA of Centruroides sculpturatus (bark scorpion), 1250 nucleotides long. RefSeq lists its product as uncharacterized. The transcript is spliced from 3 exons. Bases 265 to 945 code for a protein of 226 amino acids. Lineage: Eukaryota; Metazoa; Arthropoda; Arachnida; Scorpiones; Buthidae. The record is from RefSeq and is a predicted model, not a curated record.
UUGAAAUAUUCGAAAUUUACUGACUGGUCUUUCCGCUUGUUUCGAUUUGGCGCUACAGUCGGAAACGAAUUAAAAAUGGCUGAUUAGUCGAACGUGUUUGCUAGUGCCGACAGACAACUACUGCAGCUAGGAUUGCUUUCACCUUCUUUUCUUUUAAACAUGGCCAUCUUCAGAGUAUUUCCGACGACAGUGAUGAUGAUGAACGUUCUUCAGCUAUAAUGAAUCGUUUUAAAAAGUCGUGUAUUUAAAUAGAAGAAAUUCAAAAUGAAGAUAAUCCGAUUACAACACAACAGACUGGUCCUCGCAAUAUGUUGCAUUUUGUUAGUGAUGCUCAUUCUGCACUUCUUAUUUGCGACGGAGAGUGAAAAUGAAUACUGCGCAGUGACGAAGAAAGUACAUCAGAAAAUGAAACUGAUUCUUCAGCGAACCGAAGAAGCCAUGAACGCCCUUCAGUUGACAUACUUUCUGUGCUACGAGAGCCUAUGGGGCGCGUUGAAGAUAGAAGGUCCUCUACCGUGGCAGAACAAAAUUCAGCUGUGCGUCUUGAAUGAAGAACUGAACGCUGUUGACGAAGGCUUCCUGGUGAGAACCUUUAAGAGGUACCGUCUUCACAUAACAUACAAUUCCGCCGACGGCACCUAUCACAUAACCCUCGUCAACGACUACAGCUGUGAGGUGGCACUGAUAGUUUUUGAGAAGGAUUCUAUCACCCACCAGAUGCGUCGAGUCGGUUGGAAAAACAGGCUCUUGCCUCCGGGAGCCUGCGAGCUCCUCCACUGCUUUCCGCCAAGACUAUUAUCCCCGCCUUUACCUCAAGUCAACUUCUUCGGAAUGAAGAUGCCGGUGGCCAGGGAGGAGAUAGAAAUACAGAAGUAUCUCUUCCCCAAUUCUUGGUGGAAGGACAUUGUUCCGGACAAGUGCAAACAACGGCUGAACAUAAAUUAAAACAAAGCUAGUCAUUCAUUUUUCAUUCGGCUUCCUGUAAGUUUCCUUUACGCUCAUCUUUAGCAUCACCGACAAGCAAUUACUUUGAUUCGAGCGCUACCAAAGCUUAACGCAUUUACACACUCUCUCGUUCAGUAUUAACGCGCCCAACGUUUACAUUUCUAGCAGUUUCUGUGUUAAUUACAUGCUCCUUAAGUGAACAGAACACUCCCAAGUGUGGUCAGACUGCCAGUAUUUUACAUACAUGUUGUCUCUGUAUUAGUAUAAAAGAUGUCUGUGAUUAAUACAGAACAAUAUUUAAGAUA